AUGAUGAAACUUAAAUCCUCUUCCUUUUCUGGGUCCUGUGUGAGCUUUCUUCUUCUACAAGUGAUGACAUCAACUUCAGAAAACUGGACAGUAACCAUUCUCACGAGACACUUGGUGGCUACAGUAAGAGGACAUGCUGAGCUCAGCUGCGAGUUGUCCCUACCACGAAGUGCAGAGCGCAUGGAGGUGCGCUGGUUCAGAGGGGACAAUUCCAAACUUGUUCACCUGUACAGGGAUGGCCAUGAAGUGAAUGGAGACGCUGCCCCUGUGUAUGUAAACCGCACAGAGUUUGUGAAAGAGGCCAUUAGACAGGGCAAGGUGACUCUCAGACUUCGUAAUAUCAGUGUUUCUGAUGAUGGAUCAUAUCAGUGUUCAUUUAAAGGUAAUGGCAUCAGUGAUGUGGCCAGCAUGAAUCUGAGCAUAGCAGCAUUAGGCUUGGAAACACAAAUCCAUCAAGCUCCUGGCACUGAGGGACUCACGGUGGACUGUAACUCAGGAAGGUGGUUCCCAAAGCCCCAGACGGAGUGCAGAGACAGCAGAGGAGAGAUAGUUCCACAUUCAUCAAAAUCCUAUUCACAGGAUGGAGCCAGAUUGUUUCACAUGAAGAUGACUCUUGUCCUUAGAAACCAGUCAUGGGGCAACAUGACUUGCUACAUUUGCAGUCCUCUAACAGGUGAAGAGAAAUGAAUAAAUAUCAUCCUGGCUGGUGAGUUCAUAUAUUUAUGGGUGUUAAUUGGGAACUAG
Messenger RNA from Budorcas taxicolor (takin), 744 nucleotides. Its product is annotated as selection and upkeep of intraepithelial T-cells protein 8-like. Gene Ontology annotation, biological process: regulation of cytokine production; T cell receptor signaling pathway. The record is from RefSeq and is a predicted model, not a curated record. Gene Ontology annotation, molecular function: signaling receptor binding. Gene Ontology annotation, cellular component: external side of plasma membrane. Lineage: Eukaryota; Metazoa; Chordata; Mammalia; Artiodactyla; Bovidae.